Molecule: messenger RNA, 435 nt
Organism: Neoarius graeffei (lesser salmon catfish)
Lineage: Eukaryota; Metazoa; Chordata; Actinopteri; Siluriformes; Ariidae
Product: protein transport protein Sec61 subunit gamma
Exons: 4
Coding region: 124-330 (68 amino acids)
Biological process (GO): post-translational protein targeting to membrane, translocation; protein targeting
Cellular component (GO): Ssh1 translocon complex; membrane
Molecular function (GO): transmembrane protein transporter activity
Source: RefSeq, a predicted model, not a curated record
CUGCGCAUGCGCACAUGUACGCUACGUCAGCGGAGAAUCUACGUGGCUUUAAUCUAAACUCCACAAAGUGUAGCUGGAACACCGCUUUAUCCCCUGCAUUUACUCCUACAGCUUGAAGCCAACAUGGAUCAGGUCAUGCAGUUUGUCGAACCUGGCCGCCAGUUUGUCAAGGACUCCAUCAGGCUUGUGAAAAGAUGCACAAAACCAGACAGAAAAGAAUUUCAGAAGAUUGCAAUGGCGACAGCAAUUGGGUUCGCCAUCAUGGGCUUUAUCGGAUUCUUUGUCAAACUCAUCCACAUCCCCAUCAACAACAUUAUUGUUGGUGGUUGAACAACCUUUUUUGAACUUCAUUGGACAUUCGAAUCAUGGAGCAGCAGUGGAUAAUGGAUUAGGACUGUUUUUUUUUUUUUUUAAAUAAAUCAAAAAGGGGAAAAA